GUGCCCGCCUCCUCUGUGUGCGCCCUCCCCGUCUGUGUGUGUGCCCUCGCCCCCAGCCCCCUCUCCCCGGGACCAGGCGCCGGCCGGCAGCAUGGGCAGCGGCCGCUCCGCCCUGAGGGUCUGUGCCGACCACCACGGGGGCAUCAACUGGCUGAGCCUGAGCCCGGACGGGCAGCACCUGCUGACGGGGAGCGAGGAUGGCACUGCCCGACUGUGGGGCACCGCGGACGGAAGGUGCCGGGGACACUUCCGAGGUCACGAGAGUUACAUCACCUUCUGCCAUCUUGAGAACGAGGCGGCCUACACCUGCAGUGCCGACCACACCAUUCGCAAGUGGGACGUGCUGACCGGGGAGUGCUUGGCCAUCUACAGAGGGCACACGUCCAUCGUGAAUAGGAUCCUAGUGGCCGAAGACUUCCUGUUCAGCGGCUCCUACGACCGGACAGCGCGCUGCUGGAGCGUGGACGGGGAGCGGCAGGUCCAGGAGUUCUGGGGCCAUCACAACUGCAUCCUCACCCUGGCUCACUGCCCCCCCAGGGAGGUCGCGGCCGCGGGGCCCGGGGAGGGGCCGGACCGGGGCCUCCUGGUGACGGGCAGCUCGGACUGUACGGCCAAGGUGUGGGGCGUGUCCAGCGGCUGCUGUCUGCGGACCCUGCGGGGUCACACCGGGGCGGUGCUGUGCCUGCUGCUGGACGCGGCCCGCGGGGAGCUGUUCACCGGCAGCACGGACGCCACCGUCCGCGCCUGGAGCCUGACCACCGGCCAGAUGCUCAGAGUGCUCCGAGACCACCGGGGCGCCGUCAUCUGCCUGGAGCUGGAGAACGGGCUCUUGUUCUCGGGAAGCACUGACCGGACGGUGAGGUGCUGGCAGGCGGACACCGGCGAGGGCAUCCGCACCUACAGGGCCCACAAGCACAGUGUCAGCGCUCUCAAGUGCCACGCUGGCACACUGUUCACAGGGAGCGGGGACGCUUGCGCCAGGGCCUUCAGCACGGAGUCCGGGGCUCUGCGGAGGGCCUUCCGGGGACACUUGUUCAUCAUCAACUGCAUCCAGAUUCACAACGGCGUCCUAUAUACGGCCUCCCACGACGGCACGCUGCGCAGCUGGGACAUCCGCGGGGUCUGCGAGCCGAGGGACCGGGGCUCCCCGAGACGUGGCCUCCCCCGUCUCUUCCGCAACAGGGUCGGCUGCCUGGCCCCGAGCCCCGCGGGCCGGGCCGGCGAACCCGCGUGACCGGUGGGGACGGGCGGGCGGACGGAACCGAUGGCGGACGCGGGCCAAGAGAUGCGGAGUCCGGCUCUGUCGGCUUCAGGCCCGCCCCCCAACUCACAGCCUUGGGCCAAGCCCUGGGUUUCCAGGUUUGUUGCAGACGUUGGUAUUUCUAAAUAGUUUUUUAGAACCCCUCCCUAACGCCCGACCCCCCAUCGCCCCGAUGCCCACCGGGUAGCCGGGCCGGGGUGGAGAGACUGGUGUUUGGGGGGUGCCCAGAGAUGUUCCGCAGCCACUGGGGUUGGCCCCGUCGAGAGGGUGAAGCGAGGGGGCUGCCCUCCCUCCAUCACGUUGCCCGGCGGGCCCGUCUCCAGGGAAGAGACGGGGUGACCGGCGGUGCGAAUGGGGGACACCGAGGCUGCAGGGUGAAGGAACGUGCAGCGGACGGCCGGGCCAGGCUGACCAAGCUGGGGGCGGCGCCCUCUGCUGGACAGCCGGGGGGCACGGCUGUGCCGCCCGCUCCGACACAGGCACGGGAAAAGCUUCCAAGGAAAAGCAGGUCUGGAUCCCACCGUGCCAAAGCAUCUCCCACCUCUACUCUCCUCGGAUUGGGGCUCGUUGCUGCGGGCCCAGGCCCGAUGCACACGGCUGCCCUGACGGUGCUCCUUCCCGGGGUCCAGAUGGGGGUAAGGUGCUCGCCCUCGGGGAUUGAUGGGAGAGUCUGUGCCAGACCCGUCCCGCCCCCUCCCCGGCAGACGGGCCCGAGGGGAGUAAAGGUGCCCAUCCAAAUGGUGCUGGCCCUGUUUCUGGGGUGGGAUCAAAGAUCAGUGCGUCCACCAGGCUCCAAUGGGUGCUCAACCCCAGAGAGAGGACCCUCGUUGCAGCCCCGCGCGCUAUAAAGACGGGAAACAUUCGCUGAUGGGUAUUGCAUUUAUUGCAACGUUUUUUAAAAGAACUUCCCAUCCCGGUGGGGAGCAAAGACGGUGAUCCCAGGGUAGCCCCGUGCCCACCCACCGGAACCGACGCUCUCCCUCUGGCAGCAGGGGACAGAGGCUCAUAGAGGUCAAACCCCUUGCUCCCAAUGGCACAGCUCAUCCCGGGGUGGGGGAAACCUGUCUGUCGCCUCUGCUACCUUCUGCCCCUCGUGUUGGAUUUAAAGAAAAACGGGGGCAGAUCAAGCACGUCGGCCCAAGAGGCUCCUAAUGACUCUAAUACCGCACCGAGGAGGAUGCGGGGUGUUAUGUUUUCGGCUACGCCGCCGGGGGAAGGAGGGUGCACUUCCACUCCCACCGUGACCGCGCAUCUUUAGAAGUGUACUGGUUUCGACGCUACGUUAAAGAAAAAAAUCCGUCAGCAUAUCUAAACCUGCUAGAGAGCCCUCGACUAGAAGUGGCAUUAAAUAGAACAGUGUCGAUUUCAGUUAAAAAUAGACUCGUUUUUCUUUUGACUCAAUCCCUGAAAGUGUGAGAAGAGGUGAGGUCGGACAUUUCUGCUCUAGCUUUUCCCAGAGGAGG
Messenger RNA from Ornithorhynchus anatinus (platypus), 2724 nucleotides. It is a transcript of the gene WDR86, whose product is annotated as WD repeat domain 86. Lineage: Eukaryota; Metazoa; Chordata; Mammalia; Monotremata; Ornithorhynchidae. The record is from RefSeq and is a predicted model, not a curated record. Gene Ontology annotation, molecular function: protein binding. The transcript is spliced from 6 exons. Bases 92 to 1234 code for a protein of 380 amino acids.